AUGGGGGCGGUGGCCUCCACGGUGGCGGCGCGCUUCGCCUUCUUCCCGCCGGCCCCGCCGUCGUACGGCGUGGAGCCGCCGCCGUCGCCGGCCGCGGCGGCGGCGGACGGGGCGGUGGUGGAGCUGAGCGGGGUGCCGCGGCGGGCCGGCGUGGAGGCGCGGCGGCUGCCGACGAAGCGGGGCACGGAGGUGGUGGCCAUGCACGUGCGGCAGCCAGGGGCGCGCCUCACGCUGCUCUACUCCCACGGCAACGCCGCCGACCUCGGCCAGAUGUUCGAGCUCUUCGUCGAGCUCAGCUCCCACCUCAACGUCAACCUCAUGGGUUAUGAUUAUUCUGGUUAUGGGCAAUCAUCAGGGAAGCCAAGCGAGCAGAACACUUAUGCUGAUAUAGAGGCUGCCUAUAGGUGUCUAGUAGAAACUUAUGGAGCCACAGAGGAAAACAUCAUUCUAUAUGGUCAAUCAGUUGGCAGUGGCCCUACUUUGGAUUUGGCAUCUCGUUUACCUCAUUUGAGAGCAGUUGUUCUACAUAGUCCUAUUUUAUCUGGCUUAAGAGUUAUGUAUCCUGUAAAGCAUACAUACUGGUUUGACAUAUAUAAGAAUAUCGAUAAAGUUCCAUUGGUCAAAUGUCCUGUAUUAGUAAUCCAUGGUACAGCUGAUGAGGUUGUUGACUGUUCUCAUGGGAGGGCACUGUGGGAACUCUCUAAAGUAAAAUAUGAGCCUCUGUGGGUCAAAGGUGGAAACCACUGUAAUCUGGAACUCUAUCCAGAAUACAUCAAGCACCUAAAAAAGUUUAUCACAGCCAUCGAGAAAUUACCACCUGCAAAGGAUGAAUCCGCAGAGAGUUCAGGUCCUUCAGAUCCUUGUCAAACAGGAUCAGAGAGCUCAAGAAAUAGCACGGAUGUAAAGGAUAAAUCGAGGUCAAGCAUUGAUCACAGGCAUAGCAUUGAUAGACGGGAGAAGCCAAGGGGAAGCAUAGAUAGGAGAGAUAAAAGCAGAAAGAGUAUAGAUCAUCCUGACAAGCCGAGGGCUAGUGUGGAUCAACCUGACAGGCCACGGAAAAGCAUCGAUCGCUUUGGAGGGAUGAUGAGAUCCAUGACGUCUGUCAAAUUGUGCAAUAUUGACUGCUUCAAAGUAACUUAUGCUUCCGGGAGCUGAAAAGGUUAGUGUUUGUGAGUCAUCUGUAUUUACUCCGUUUUGCAUUCUUUUGUUUGUUUGUGGCUGUGGAAGGUGUAUUGUUUUGGCUGAGGGCUUGUCUUCCUUCUUCUUGAGUUGUUUCUUGAAAAGAAAUGGCCAUUCGUUCCCAA
This is a messenger RNA of Oryza brachyantha (malo sina), 1304 nucleotides long. RefSeq names its product alpha/beta hydrolase domain-containing protein 17C-like. The transcript has 6 exons. NCBI's taxonomy places the organism in Eukaryota, Viridiplantae, Streptophyta, Magnoliopsida, Poales, Poaceae. The record is from RefSeq and is a predicted model, not a curated record. Bases 1 to 1155 code for a protein of 384 amino acids.